Fukomys damarensis (Damara mole-rat) is the source of this 2235-nucleotide messenger RNA. It is a transcript of the gene Ckap4, whose product is annotated as cytoskeleton associated protein 4. NCBI's taxonomy places the organism in Eukaryota, Metazoa, Chordata, Mammalia, Rodentia, Bathyergidae. The annotation marks the transcript as partial. Gene Ontology annotation, cellular component: rough endoplasmic reticulum. The transcript has a single exon. The record is from RefSeq and is a predicted model, not a curated record.
CUUGACUUACAGGUGCAGUCGCUGCAGGCCACACUGGGGACACUCGAGUCGGCGCUGCGCAGCUCCCAGCACAAGCAGGGCCUCACGGAGAAGGCCGUGAAGCAAGGGGAGAGUGAGAUGGGCCGCAUCGGCGAGGUCCUGCAGAAGCUGCAGAACGAGAUCCUCAAGGACCUGUCAGACGGCAUCCAUGUGGUGCGGGACGCUCGCGAGCGGGAUUUCACGGCCCUGGGGCACACGGUGGAGGAGCGGCUGACUGAGCUCACCCGGUCCAUCAACGACAACAUCGCCGUCUUCACCGACGUGCAGAAGCGGAGCCAGGAGGAGAUCAGUGCGGUGAAGGCAAAGCUGGCUGCGCUGGAGGAGUCCAGCGGGAACAGGCAGGAACUGCAGGCCCUGGAGGCCUCGGUGCAGGAGAUGCAGGGCUCAGCCCAGUCCCGCGCUGAGGACCUGGCAGCCCUGCGCGGCUCCCUGCAGGCCCUGGAGGCCGAGGUCUAUGCUGAGGUGCGGGAGCUGGUGAGCCUCAAGCAGGAGCAGCAGGCCUUCAAGCAGGCGGCCGAGGCUGAGCGCCUGGCCCUGCGGGCCCUCGGCGAGCAGCUGCAGCGCUCCGAGGAGGCCUCCCUGCACCUCCCGGAUGAGGUCAGGAGGCUGCAGGAGGAGCUGCGCCAGCUCCGGGCUGAGAGGGACGGUGGCUCCGGACACUCGGACGCCCUGGAAGCCAGGCUGCAGGGCAUGGAGUCGGCUGUACCCGCCCUGCAGGAGGCCGCCGCACGCCAGGCCGAGAGCCUGCAGUCGCUGGAGGCCAGGAGCCAGGAGCAGGAGGAGCACCUGGCCGCACUGCAUGGCCGCCUGCAGGGCCCGGGGCCCGAGGCGGACAGGGACGGCCUGGCCAGCACGGUGCAGAGCCUGGGCGAGGCGCAGCUGGUGCUCUCCGGCGACGUGGAGGAGCUGAAGAGGAGCUUGGGCCAGCAGGUGACCGCGCUGCUCAGGGAGGACUCGGCCGCUCGGCCGCCGAGCCCGGACUUGCUGGACAAGCUGUCUUUGCUGGACAGCCUCAGGUCCUCGGUGAGCCAGGUGGAGUCAGACCUGAAGAUGCUCAGGACUGCUGUGGACAGCCUGGUCGCGUACUCGGUCAAGAUUGAAAGGAACGAGAACAACCUGGAAUCCGCCAGCACUCUGCUGCAGGGCCUGCGGAAAGACCUGGACAGGUUGUUCGUAGAGGUCGAAAAGAUUUACGAAAGGAUCUAGAGAACUGCGGGUGCAGGGUGAGCACUUCCAGGUGUCUUUCUCAUGACCAAAAAAAGUAUAGUUUUCCUCCCGGGGGUGCCCCCACUUCCGGUCCCCACCCUGCGGUUCUGUGCCUGGUUAAUUUACUCUCAGUGAUCGCCACACACCUGUCCUUUGAGCCUCUGCUUCUCUCUUUAGCUGGUGUCUCGGGCUGGGGCUCUGGGAGGCAGUGCCUGGGGUCAGGCAGACUUAGGGGCCUAGCCCAGGAUUAACAGAAGCAGAUUAACGCCAGCCUCAGAAACCCUGUCUGGCCGAGAUUUCAAGUUGAAAGAAAAAAAGAAAAGUGGGGACGGCACUUUUAUUUCUAAUUGUCUUUAAGAAACAUUAAUUUUACUUUUUCCCCUACUCCUGCCAGUGUUUGGGGACACCCGUCUUGCUCAUUGUCCUCCUCUUAAAAGUGGCCAGAAGUUCUAGGUGCCAGCUGAGCCGGGCGGGGCUCUCCUUCCUUUUAAACGUUUCAGCUGCUGGAGGGUGGCUGCCCAAGGCUCCUGUGGUCUGCACAUCCAUCCCCUCCCCAGCCCUCUGGCGCCCUCGAAGGUAACUAUGCAAAGCACCAGCCUGCAGCAGUGCAGCCCCAGUCCCCCGAGCUGUGCCAGUGCGUGGGGAGGUGCCCAGGACUUAGCGUCAGAACCCCAGGAAGGAGCAGCCCUUCAGGAAGUGGCGAGUGCUGUCCAUGGCCUCCCUGGGCCGCAUCUUAACAGGGGUGUGGGUGGAGAGGUCUGCAGCCUGAGAAGACCCCUGUAUUUCUAUGUUUCUUGCACCCCUUCCUUUUUGAGCUGCUUUAAUGACUGUCUUGCCCUUCCAAACAAACAAACAAACUCCAAAACAAAAAAAUACCUGAAAAGUAAAAGAAAGGGGGGAAAAUAGUUUAGUUUACUGUGAAAUGAACUGUAUGGCCUAUUUACAGUAUUUUUAAUUCUUAAUAAACUCGAGCUUUGUUAAGACUUUUCC